AUGAGGACCGAGCUCUGCAACUUCUCGGGUUUCAAGAUCUAUCCCGGUCACGGGAAGAUCUUCGUCAAGGGUGACAGCCGCGUCUACCGUUUUAUCAACGGAAAGUGCGAGUCCUACUUCUUGCAGCGAUUGAAGCCGUCCAAGCUUGACUGGACCGUUGUCUUCCGUCGUCUCCACAAGAAGGGUAUCACUGAAGAGGUCACCAAGAAGAAGACCCGCCGUACCGUCAAGGCCCAGCGUGCCGUCGUUGGUGCCUCUUUGGACGCCAUCAAGGCCAAGCGUGCCCAGAAGCCCGAGGUCCGUGCCGCCCAGCGUCAACAAGCUCUCCGUCAGGCCAAGGAGAAGAAGCAGGCCGACGAGCAGAAGAGGAAGACCGAGAAGGCCAAGUCCUCUGCCACCCGCGCUGCUCAGCCCAAGCCCAAGUUCAGCAAGCAAGCUGCCAAGGGUGCCGCACCCAAGCCUAAGGCCACCUCCCGUUAA
Messenger RNA from Fimicolochytrium jonesii, 480 nucleotides. Its product is annotated as ribosomal protein L24e-domain-containing protein. The transcript has 4 exons. The coding region runs from base 1 to 480 and encodes 159 amino acids. NCBI's taxonomy places the organism in Eukaryota, Fungi, Chytridiomycota, Chytridiomycetes, Spizellomycetales, Powellomycetaceae. The record is from RefSeq and is a predicted model, not a curated record. Gene Ontology annotation, molecular function: structural constituent of ribosome; mRNA binding. Gene Ontology annotation, cellular component: cytosolic large ribosomal subunit. Gene Ontology annotation, biological process: cytoplasmic translation.